GUGUAAACGAUGAUGUGGGACUGCCAAGCUUUGAUUCACACUCGGUGGAAUAGGAGGUCCUUGAAACAGUGAAAUCAACCCGGUAAGCCAUGAAUGUAGACCUGCUAUACAGAGAAAUGGUGGGUUUUCUCUGCCUUCUCCUCUCUCUGACUGAUUUACAAGUGGAGGGUUUCAGUGGGGGAGGAUCUUCCAUUGCUUCUCAGUGUGGCUCAAUGCUACCUGGUAGUUUUCAUGGCAGCACAGGGCAGAGCUCUUCAUCACCAUACACUGUCACUGUCAACCAGACCACCUACCAGCCAGGAGACACCAUCCAAGUGACUCUGUCAGGAACCUUCACCUAUAAGGGGUUUCUUCUGGAGGCCCAUGAGGAAGGACAGAACACAGCUGUGGGAACGUUCUCUCUCGGCAGUGGGACUGGGAUCGUUCUUGUGCCUUGCAAUAAGAUCGCAGCCUCUGGGGUGAGUCAAAGCAACAAUCAGCCUAAAUCAUCAGUAACAGUCACCUGGACAGCACCAGCCUCAGCCUCCUUGGGCAACAUCGUAGUCAAGUCAACAUUUAUGCAGACUUCAUAGUGUAUUUUGGAUUGCAGUGCCAAGAGAGACAGUAAAGCCUCAGUUGUCACCACUACAGGAACUCAAACUACACCAACUCUUGCUCCUACUACAACAACUACAGCUCCUACUACAACAACUACAGCUCCCACUACAACAACUACAGCUCCUAAUACAACAACUACAGCUCCUGAUACAACAACUACAGCUCCUAAUACAACAACUACAGCUCCUAAUACAACAACUACAGCUCCUACUAC
This is a messenger RNA of Salmo salar (Atlantic salmon), 811 nucleotides long. Its product is annotated as ferric reductase 1. Gene Ontology annotation, cellular component: membrane. Lineage: Eukaryota; Metazoa; Chordata; Actinopteri; Salmoniformes; Salmonidae. The record is from RefSeq and is a predicted model, not a curated record.